CUUUGUCAGGCACCAGAACAGACCUCAGAAGCAUCUGUACAAGCUGUUGAGAUUGUAGUUGUUCUUUAGUGCCUAAAUUGCACACUGCAUCACUUGGUUUACAAUCUUUUAUCUUUAAAUACAGCAUCGAAUAAGUAAAUCUACAAUGUCAGUUUUGCUCAUCAUUUGGAUGCUUUGUACUACUCUGGAUUUGUCAGACUCUACUCCUGACGAAUGUGAAGAUGAGAUACAGCGUCUUCGAGCGGAGUUGAAGAGUUUGGAACUUCGCCAGACAAAGCAACAGCAACUUAUUCAACGAUUAAUGAAUCACAACCAGAUGGAUGAACAUUCCCUAAAAGCGAGCGCAUUUUAUGACAUGGGAGACAAACAGUACAUGGACUGUGCUCAGAUCUUCAAAAAUGGCAGCACUCAGAGUGGGUUUUACAUGAUUAAACCACUGCUGAAUCUAACCCGGAUCAGAGUGUACUGCGAUAUGACAGAGGGGGGUGGAUGGACAGUCUUCCAGAGACGCUCAGAUGGCAGUCAGUCAUUUGACAGAGAUUGGAAUGAUUAUAAAAUAGGAUUUGGUGACAUGAAGUCCGCUAAUGGAGAGUUCUGGUUAGGGAAUGAUAAUCUGCAUUAUCUGACAUCUCAAGACGAUUACACCUUGAGAAUCAAUCUGGAAGACUUUGAGGGCAGCCACCGUUUUGCAGUGUACAAAACGUUCAAAGUGGAUAAUGAACAGAACCAUUACCAGCUCCAGUUUGGUGUAUACACAGGAAACGCAGGGGACGCUCUCUCUGGCAGUUAUCAUCCUGAGGUUCAGUGGUGGGCCAGCCAUCAGGGAAUGAAGUUCAGCACACGAGACAGAGAUAAUGACCGCUAUGAUCGCAGUUGUGCUCAGGAGGACAAGGGUGGCUGGUGGUUUAACAGAUGUCACUCUGCCAAUCUGAAUGGAUUCUACCACAGAGGCCCCUACAGCGCAGUCACUGAUGACGGAAUAGUGUGGUACCCCUGGCAUGGCUGGUGGUACUCCCUCAAAUCUGUGCAGAUGAAGAUCAGACCCGCCAGUUUUAAGCCUAAUGAUGUUUAAUUCAUGGAUCUGAUAUCUAAACCAUGAAGGAAAUGAUGAAUUUGUGGAUGAAGACAAAUGACAUUGUAGUCCAGCUUAGUAGUCCAAUUCUUAAGUAUUUACAUAUGUAGUUAAAAAAGCUCUUCUCCUGCAUGUAGCGCAAUAAAGUUCUCAA
This is a messenger RNA of Sinocyclocheilus anshuiensis, 1226 nucleotides long. Its product is annotated as fibrinogen-like 1. The record is from RefSeq and is a predicted model, not a curated record. Gene Ontology annotation, molecular function: protein-macromolecule adaptor activity; extracellular matrix structural constituent. The coding region runs from base 146 to 1072 and encodes 308 amino acids. Gene Ontology annotation, cellular component: fibrinogen complex. The transcript has 7 exons. Lineage: Eukaryota; Metazoa; Chordata; Actinopteri; Cypriniformes; Cyprinidae. Gene Ontology annotation, biological process: platelet aggregation; fibrinolysis; blood coagulation.